Trichomycterus rosablanca is the source of this 2669-nucleotide messenger RNA. Its product is annotated as butyrophilin subfamily 1 member A1-like. The coding region runs from base 1 to 1458 and encodes 485 amino acids. The record is from RefSeq and is a predicted model, not a curated record. Gene Ontology annotation, cellular component: external side of plasma membrane. The transcript has 9 exons. Gene Ontology annotation, molecular function: signaling receptor binding. NCBI's taxonomy places the organism in Eukaryota, Metazoa, Chordata, Actinopteri, Siluriformes, Trichomycteridae. Gene Ontology annotation, biological process: regulation of cytokine production; T cell receptor signaling pathway.
AUGCGUGUAAUAGAGGGAAUAUUAAUGUGGUGUUUUGUGGUGCUGUGUUAUGAAUCGAGGCUUACAGACGCAUCAGAGUCUUUCAAAGUAUCAAGCUCUACAGGUGUCAUCAGAGCAAGAUAUGGUUCUUCCGUUGUUCUCCCGUGUUGGCUCACCCCUCAGCUUGAUGCUGAGAGCAUGGAGAUCCGUUGGUACCGCCCAGAGAAGUACCAAACCCCAGUGCUCUUUUACCAGAAUCGCAAGCUUAACUAUGAUGUUCAGGAGGACAUCUACAGGAACCGGAGCUCUCUGACCUCUAGAGACGCUCAGUCUACUGGGCUGAAACAGGGAGACAUCUCCUUACAGCUGGAAAACCUUAAUUUUCAGGAUAACGGCAUUUUUCACUGUUAUAUAAGUGGAGACAGAUCAUACGACAGCAGCACUGUGAAUCUCCUCGUAACUGCUCUAGGUUCUCCUCCUCUCAUCUCUCUGCAGGACCUCAAUAAUAAUGCAGUAAAUGUUACCUGUUCUUCAUGUGGCUGGUUUCCUAAACCACAGCUUUUGUGGCAAACAAAGGAUGCAGAUGCUCCACUUCCUCCUGGAUCACUGGUGUACAGAGAAGAAAUGAAUAGACAAUUCUGCAUUGAAAGCUGGAUCAUCUAUACAUCCACUGAUUUAAUCUCCUGCUCUAUCUCUCUGUCUGAGGAGGAAAAAAGAGACGUCAGGUUGGACGUUGGGGCCCUCGUUCUCUCCUCAGAUUAUAAAUACAGAGUGUUGGUGAGUAUGUUCGCUGUAGCGUUCCUUAUUACAGCCGUCAUGCUCGGCGUUGCUCUCUUCUACUACAAAAAGUAUAAAACAGAAUACAUACUGAUCAGAAACGAUGAAGAAGAAGGUAUCUUAGAAAUGGAUGAUCUGAGAAAAGGAACAUUGCACAUUACUCUGGAUCAGAACAAGGUCCAUGAAAAUGUAGUUUUGCAUAAUGACAUGAUAAGGGAUGAGGACCCUGAGAAAAUCACUAGUACUGGAUUUCCUUAUGAAUUAUGUGUGAGUGGAAAAGACCCCAUCAAAGAAGGUCGUGCAUAUUGGGAGGUCGGACUUGCAGCACCUAACAUACCAGUGAAGAAGUCAUGGCUUAUUGGAGUUGCCAAGGCUUCGUACGAAUUAGGAAAUGAUCCGAAACAUUUUACUGUUUUAAACGGGUUUUGGUUUCUGCGAUCAGAUCCACAAAAUGGCCUCUCUGUUAACACUACACCAAAAACCUUCCUACCAGUGAAAGCUCCAGAAAGUGUUGGUGUUCUGUUGGAUUACGAUAAGGGUGAGCUUUCAUUUUACAACGCUAAAGAGAAUGUGCGUCUCUGUACCAUAAAAACAGAUUUCCCUAAAAAUGGGGUCGUGCCUCUCUUUAACCCAGGUAGAGGCGAUAAAGCCCCACUAAAAAUCAACUGUAACUUAGCAGAAAAUAUGAGGGGAGAACACUAGUACUGAAGCUAACAAUGAAAACUAAAACGUGUAAUACAGCAGAGGUCAGAAGUUUACAUGCACUUGAAAUGGACGUGUGUGCCACGGGAAUGUUGGCAUUCUAAUUAUGUCUGUGAUAAACACUGUUUCAUAAGUACAGAUUACAUGGAACAGUGGUCUGUUGUCAGGGUCAGGAAGAAAACCCAAAACUUUCACUUUAUGCUUGGAUGGAAUUUGAAAACAGAACUACAACGAACUAGAAGCUGAUUGGCCGUAUCACAGUCCACAGUUAAAAGAGCUUAACGCUGCUACUGUGGGGUUCAGAAGUCUUUGCAUGAGCUCAUGGAAAAUUUUAUUCAUCUCGAUGAUCAGACGUUCCGUUCAAACCCAACAACAAUGUACUUACUGUCAAGUGUGAGGUGGACAGAAUUAUGAAGCAAGCUAAAAUUAAGCUGACCCCAUGCUGACCCUUGUCCAAUGCCAGAAGUGCUCAAAAUGGCCACGUGAGCAUCAGAACUGGAACAUGGAGCACUGGAAGGAGGUAACCUGGCCUGAUGGAUCACAUUUUGUUUUUACAUUGCGUGCACGAUCGUGACUGUGUGAGAUGCACCACAAUGCAGGAGACAGGACAGUGAAGGCAGUGUGAUGCUCCUGGAAAUCUUUGGGUCCUGGCUUUUAUGUGGGGCCACCUCACCACUUACAGGACAUACAGGAAAUCUGCUGCUAAUGACUUAGUGUCAAAUACUACAGGACACUCUCAGAGCUCGUGGUGGACUAUACAAUAUUAGGUCCUUACCUAGACCCCACUGAACAUCGUUUAGCUGAAUUGGGACGACGAUUGCAAGCGGCUGAUCUUAAAAAUGUUCUUUAGACUGAACUUGCUCUUGAGGAAAUCCUUAACAGAUGAGUGAAGGUGGUAACUGCGAUGGGUUGGGCAGCUCCAAAAUGAAACCCUAUAAAUUUUAUAGAAACUGUUGAGCUCAUGGUCAGACAAGCUCAUGGUAAGGUGUUCACAUUCACAUGUAGUGUUUGUCUAUUUUUGUCCUAUUUUAAAAAAAAACCCACAAUAAACAUUCACAAUUCUUUAAUUUUUUAAUACCAAAUGCCUUGGCGAACACGUCUCCCACAAGUGCAUGUAAACGUUUGACUUUGGUUCUGUGUUCAGUGCUGGUUUUCACACCAUACAUCAUAUGUUUCUAUUGGUUCCUCCCUCACUAUCACUAAUGGUUACU